AAACCAAAGAUUAUACUUUAAGAAUAUGAGAGUACAUUCAACGCAAAGUGAUCAACAUCGACAGAAGGUCGUUAUAGAGACGUCAACUCCUAAAAUAACUAUCGAUAAAAUUAAAAAUGACGAUGCCGAUAGUAAAAAAGCAACAAGCUUGAGUGUUUGGAAGGAUAAAAUAGUUCCGUAUAUUAAAUUGGCGAGGUGGGACAGGCCUAUCGGUAUCCACCUCCUCUACUGGCCAUGUUCCUGGUCCAUAGCCCUAGCGUCCCUAUCCGGGACCGUACCGUUGACCACGAGCCUCCAGACCGCUGGCCUGUUCCUCAUCGGGGCCGGUGUCAUGAGAGGCGCUGGGUGUACCAUCAACGACCUGUGGGAUAAAGAUGUCGAUGCACGGGUGGAGCGAACAAAAGAUAGGCCAUUGGUUUCCGGAGAAAUAACUCAUAGGCAGGCGAUAAAAUUCCUAGCGCUGCAAUUAAGCCUAGGUUUAGCUGUCUUACUUCAGUUGAACUGUUACAGUGUGGUUCUGGGAGCGUCUAGUAUGAUCCUAGUUAUAACCUACCCCCUCGCGAAACGCUUCACAAACUACCCUCAAAUAGUGCUGGGCGCUGCUUUCAACUGGGGAGCGUUGUUGGGGUACUCUGCCAUAGCUGGUCACAUCGUGACGGAAAUAUGCCUACCGCUGUACGUAUCCGGUAUAGCCUGGACGGUGUUGUACGAUACUAUAUACGCGCAUCAGGAUAAAGAAGACGACGCCCGAAUAGGUAUGAAGUCAACGGCCCUGACGUUCGGUCAGUACAACAAACCGGCGCUGACCUCUGCCCUGGCCAUCAGUCUGACAGGCCUUAUUAUGGCAGGCCAAGCUGCCGGCCUGGCGCCGCCGUAUUAUAUUGGACUGGCGAUGUACGCGGGACACGCGGGGAGGCAGAUCUAUACCCUAAACAUGGACAAUCCAGAGGACUGCGCGAAGAAAUUCAAAUCGAACUCGACGGUAGGUCUCAUAAUAUUACUAGGCAUUCUAGGAGGUGGCUACCAGCAGUAUGUGGAAAAUAGGCAGAAACAUCGCGGUAAAGAAGACCUCAGUAUCACUAGAAGUUGCUUUUUUAGCUAAUAUAUAUAAAUUUAUAAGUCAAUAAUGGUACCUUGGAGGAAAUGUAUAUCUAGGGGUCGUUCAAGUAUUACGUAAGCCGAGUUUUAGUAA
Molecule: messenger RNA, 1192 nt
Organism: Melitaea cinxia (Glanville fritillary)
Lineage: Eukaryota; Metazoa; Arthropoda; Insecta; Lepidoptera; Nymphalidae
Gene: Coq2
Product: 4-hydroxybenzoate polyprenyltransferase, mitochondrial
Exons: 6
Coding region: 26-1102 (358 amino acids)
Biological process (GO): ubiquinone biosynthetic process
Cellular component (GO): mitochondrial inner membrane
Molecular function (GO): prenyltransferase activity
Source: RefSeq, a predicted model, not a curated record